GCCACGUGGUGUGAAGCCGACGAAUCAUCGUCAGUCAUCAGUGCAGCGUAUGGGCGUUUUGACACGUAUGCUCCUCUGACGGAAUAACAUUUUUCUAUUAUAAAUGAAGUUUCGGUGUUGAACCAUUGGAUAAUUGACUAAUUGACGAUAUAUACAGAUCCAGCUCACCAGCCAUCACCUGGUCACCGUCAAGAUGAGCAGCAUAGCCGAGCAGCCAUGCUACACCCUCAUGAACAUCCCCGCGGACUCCGAGCCGAUAAACGAGCUCCAGAUGAAGCAGGACCUCGAAAAGGGUGACAUACCAAUAAAAAUCGAAGCCCUGAAGAAAACCAUCCACAUGAUUCUCAGUGGAGAGCGCCUCCCAGGCUUGCUAAUGACAAUAAUCAGGUUCGUGCUGCCCUUGCAAGACCAUACGAUAAAGAAGCUCCUCCUGAUUUUCUGGGAGAUAGUCCCCAAGACCUCCCCUGACGGAAAACUCCUUCAGGAGAUGAUACUCGUCUGCGACGCGUACAGGAAGGACCUUCAACACCCAAACGAAUACGUCCGAGGUUCAACCCUACGUUUCCUCUGUAAAUUGAAGGAGCCAGAGCUUCUGGAGCCUCUGAUGCCAGCAAUAAUCGCUUGCUUGGAGCACCGUCACUCCUACGUCCGUCGUAACGCAGUCCUCGCCAUCUUCACGAUCUACCGAAACUUCGAGUUCCUAAUCCCAGACGCCCCAGAGCUGAUUGCCAAGUACCUUGAGGGUGAACAGGACAUGUCCUGCCGUCGAAAUGCCUUCCUGAUGCUCCUCCACGCCGACCAGAGCCGAGCACUGGCUUAUCUAGCAGCUUGCCUCGAUCUAGUUCCAACUUUCGGCGAUAUUCUCCAACUGGUGAUCGUGGAACUCAUCUACAAAGUCUGUCUGGCGAAUCCCUCUGAGCGAGCUCGUUUCAUCCGUUGUAUCUACAGUCUCCUAAAUUCACCGAGUGCAGCGGUUCGUUACGAAGCUGCUGGGACCCUGGUAACGCUCUCGAGUGCCCCAACCGCAAUAAAGGCAGCCGCUUCUUGCUACAUUGACCUCGUCGUCAAGGAGAGUGAUAACAAUGUUAAGUUGAUUGUUCUGGAUCGUCUGAUUGCGAUGAAGGAGAGUCCACAACAUGAGAGAGUUCUCCAGGACCUCGUGAUGGAUGUUCUCAGGGUUUUAGGGUCGCCAGCUCUCGAAGUGAGGACGAAAACCCUUGCCCUGGCUAUUGAUCUUGUUACGACGAGAACUAUUGAGGAGAUGGUGCAACUCCUGAAGAAGGAGAUCCUCAGAACUGCGGGAGGCGAGCACGAGGAUGCUGGCAAGUACAGGCAGUUAUUGGUGAGGACGCUUCACACCUGUUCCAUCAAAUUUCCGGACGUUGCUGGCACUGUUAUCCCAGUGCUGGUGGAUUUUCUGUCUGAAAACAACGAGGCUGCCGCUACUGAUGUUCUUGUCUUCAUCAGAGAGGCCAUUCAACGAUUUGAGAACCUGAGACCACUGAUAAUUGAGAAACUACUGGAGGUCUUCCAGGACAUUCGAUCUGUCAGAGUGCACAGGGGCGCCUUGUGGAUACUCGGAGAGUAUGCUACCUCUAGGGAGGAUAUUGAAAGUCUCAUGGGGAGAAUUAGGACCACUCUCGGGGAUAUACCACUGGUGGAGGCGGAGAACAAGAGGCAGGCUGGGGACAAACCAAGUGAGGAAGGCAAUACUCAAGUGCAGCCUGCUCAGCUCGUUACUUCUGAUGGUACUUAUGCUACACAGAGUGCUUUCAGUACUACCGGCAGUGGAAAGAAGGAGGAGAAGAGACCUGCCUUAGUGCAGUAUAUGAUGGAUGGAGACUUCUUCAUCGGGGCUUCGUUGGCUACUACUCUCUCCAAGUUGGCCCUCAGGUAUAAGGCAUUAGAGAAUAACGAGCAGAAGAAUAAUAGAAUGCAAGCAGAAGCAAUGCUGAUAAUGUCCAGUAUUCUGCAAUUAGGAAGAUCCGGUCUGUCUUCCAAAGCAAUGACCCACGACGAUGCUGAGAGAAUUUCUCUGUGCCUUCGAUCACUCGCAUGCCCGACUCCCCUCAUCCAGCAAGUCUUCACCGAGGGCUGCAGAGAUGCCCUGGGGAGGAUGCUUGCUGCCAAAGCAGAAGAAGAUUCCCAGACCCAGAAGGCCAAGGAGAAGCCUGGAAACGUCGUACAAGUGGACGAGGCCAUUCAGUUUCUGCAGCUCAAUAGAAAUGCCGAUCUCACUGGUGGGACUGGUGACGUCUUCGAGCAAAGUCUCUCAGCCGCUGUGGCAGGAAGACCUGGCAGCGGUGGAGCUGAUGCACCAACACCCAGUGCCCUGAGCAAGGUCACCCAAUUGACUGGAUUUUCAGAUCCUGUUUAUGCUGAGGCACUGGUGCAUGUCAAUCAGUAUGAUAUUGUUCUCGAUGUUCUGAUUGUCAAUCAGACUGAGGACACCUUACAGAAUUGUACGUUGGAGUUGGCGACCAUGGGAGAUCUUAAACUGGUGGAGAGGCCUCAGCCUAUUGUAUUGGCACCUAGAGAUUUCGCCAGUAUCAAGGCCAAUGUCAAGGUGGCAUCUACGGAGAAUGGGAUCAUAUUCGGAAAUAUUGUUUAUGACGUAUCGGGAGCGGGAUCAGACCGAUCAGUUGUUGUCCUCAACGACAUUCACAUAGACAUAAUGGAUUACAUCGUCCCUGCAACCUGCACAGACGCUGAAUUUCGACAAAUGUGGGCGGAAUUCGAAUGGGAAAAUAAAGUAUCAGUCAAUACAACACUUGCAGACCUCAGGGAAUACCUUGCCCACCUACUCAAGUCGACCAACAUGCGCUGUCUCACUCCAGAAAAGGCAUUAUCCGGUCAAUGUGGUUUCAUGGCAGCAAAUAUGUACGCAAAAUCAAUAUUUGGGGAGGAUGCCCUUGCAAAUUUGUCGAUUGAGAAACCGCUGAACAAACCCGAUGCUCCUGUAGUUGGUCACAUCAGAAUCCGUGCUAAGAGCCAGGGAAUGGCGCUCUCCCUUGGUGAUAAAAUAAACUCUGCUCAGAAGGUCGUUCAGGCGAAAGUCAUACAGGCUGCGUAACUUCAUAAAUACUAUCCGACCCGGGGGCUAAAAAUCAUAUACAAUAAAUUCAUAACUAAACCUUAUGUUUUCUUCAUCCACCAACAGAUAUUCGAAAAUCCAUAAUUCAGUUUAGGUUUAUCACAUUUUAUUCCAUCCUGAGGGAAAGAAACAAUUAAGUAAGAGCUGUUACAUGUAGUUAUCAGAAAAAUAAAUAAAUUUUAAUAUGUAUAAUGGAA
Diachasmimorpha longicaudata is the source of this 3291-nucleotide messenger RNA. It is a transcript of the gene betaCOP, whose product is annotated as coatomer subunit beta. Gene Ontology annotation, cellular component: cytoplasm; COPI vesicle coat. Gene Ontology annotation, biological process: intra-Golgi vesicle-mediated transport; intracellular protein transport; endoplasmic reticulum to Golgi vesicle-mediated transport. The record is from RefSeq and is a predicted model, not a curated record. Lineage: Eukaryota; Metazoa; Arthropoda; Insecta; Hymenoptera; Braconidae. Bases 194 to 3073 code for a protein of 959 amino acids. Gene Ontology annotation, molecular function: structural molecule activity. The transcript has 5 exons.